Bufo gargarizans (Asiatic toad) is the source of this 5253-nucleotide messenger RNA. RefSeq names its product DnaJ heat shock protein family (Hsp40) member C6 (gene DNAJC6). Gene Ontology annotation, molecular function: clathrin binding. Gene Ontology annotation, cellular component: vesicle; postsynaptic density; intracellular membrane-bounded organelle. Gene Ontology annotation, biological process: synaptic vesicle uncoating; clathrin-dependent endocytosis. NCBI's taxonomy places the organism in Eukaryota, Metazoa, Chordata, Amphibia, Anura, Bufonidae. The record is from RefSeq and is a predicted model, not a curated record.
GUCACCCAUGAGCCUGCUCGGUGCUUACCGGAAAAAGACCAACAAUGACGGCUACGAGUCUUUACAGCUGGUGGAGAGCAGCGCCGGGGACGCUAACGGAGGAAGCGGCGGCAGCGGCAGCAGGGAGCGGCCGGGGAGCAGGCAAGGAGUGAGCGGGGCGGCGGCGGCGGCAUCUUCCCCCCCAGCAUCCAGGAGCCCGGGCCGGCAGCAGCCUGACUGCAGCACCAUGGACAGCUCAGGUGCCUCGUCACCAGACUUGGAGUCCAAUUAUGGAGGUGGCCUAUUGGACAUGGUCAAAGGGGGAGCAGGACGUCUGUUCAGCAACUUGAAGGACAAUUUAAAGGAUACAUUGAAGGACACGUCGACUAAAGUAAUGCAGUCAGUCGCCAGUUAUGCAAAAGGAGAGCUUGAUAUCUCAUAUAUUACCUCAAGGAUUAUUGUCAUGUCCUUCCCGGCAGAAGGUGUGGAAUUAGGAUUCAGAAACCAUAUCGAGGAUGUCCGCUCCUUCCUGGAUUCAAGACAUCUGGACCAUUACACAGUGUUCAAUUUGUCACCGAGGUCUUACCGCAGUGCCAAGUUCCAUAAUCGGGUCUCAGAAUGCAGUUGGCCUGUAAGACAAGCUCCGAGUUUGCAUAAUUUAUUUGCAGUUUGCAAGAACAUGCACAACUGGUUACAGCAGAACCCCAAAAAUGUGUGCGUUAUCCACUGCAUGGAUGGUCGUGCGGCCUCUGCAGUGUUAGUCAGCGCCAUGUUCUGUUUUUGUCAUCUUUUCACCAAUCCGGUGUCUGCAAUCCAGCUGCUCAAUGUGAAACGUCCAGGAAUAGGACUGUGGCCAUCACAUAGGAGGUACAUUGGGCAUAUCUGUGACCUGGUGUCCGACAAGCCUACGCAUCCUCACUGCAAACCUAUUGUCAUUAAGAAUGCCACCAUCAGCCCGGUGCCGUGCUUCAACAAGCAGAGGAAUGGCUGCCGGCCCUUCUGUGAGGUCCUCAUUGGGGAAACGCGGAUCUUCAGCACAAUGCAGGACUAUGAGAGGAUGAAAGAGUAUCGUGUCCAAGAAGGAAAAGUGGUGUUUCCUCUGGGAGUCACCGUCCAUGGAGAUGUUGUGAUUUCCAUUUAUCACAUGAGGUCAACAAUUGGGGGAAGACUACAAGCCAAGAUGACAAAUACUCAGAUUCUGCAGAUACAGUUUCAUACUGGAUUUAUAGCACUCGGCACAACAGUGUUAACAUUUACAAAACCAGAACUUGAUGCUUGUGACUCCCCAGACAAAUACCCUCAGCUGUUUCAUGUCACCCUGGACAUUGAGAUUGAAGCCACCGACAGACAGACAGACCUCACCCCUCCAUGGGAGAAUUUUAUAUCUAAAGAUGUGAACCCUAGUAUCCUGUUCUCAUCCCAGCAGGAGCAGCAGGACACAUUGGCUGUGGCUGGCAAGGCUCCUGUAGAGCAACCUCAAGACAACAUGAAGAAUUCCGGACAGGGGGCCUUCUUCUCUUCCUUGAGCUGGCAAGACCAGAAGUCGGACAAGGCCAGCUCUCAUCCAGCCUCAGAUGAUCGGGCAGCCCUGGUCCAUGAAGAGAGUGAGCCAUCAGACGAUGAACUUUUGUCCCUCUCCAGUCAGCACAGUAACACCAGUGGUGAAAAGCACCAUGGAACCCCCAAACACAAAAAAGUCGAUCCUCCGGCUCCUGCAGCGCCUCCAGAAGAUGUGGAUCUGCUCUGCUUAGAUGGAAGCGGGGUGAAUAAGGCUCCAUCUGAGCCAAAACCACCCCCUACUAACUCCGAUCUUCUCAGUGACCUUUUUGGGGCAGCUCAGGUACCUGGAGAUGCCAUGUUCCAGGCGGGAGGCAUAGGAUCUGCUCACUCGACACCACGGCGAUCUGCAGCGUCACCCUCUCCAUCACCGUCUCCGAGAGUAGGGGAAGCUUCCACCUUUGAUCUAUUUGGAUCAAGCCCAAAGCAGCCAGGUCAAGACUUUCUUGGCUCCUUGCUGAGUGCGUCAAAUGCCACCUCUGGAGACACAUUUCUGCAACCCGCAAGGAGUCCCUCCCCCUCUCCGACCCCAGGAGGCCACGUGGAUCCCUUUAACAUGGCUCCACCCUCUGUAUCCAUUCAGCCUGAUGCAUCAGCGCCGUGGGAUUGGGGUACUCCAGCACAAGGUGGAGUUGGCAGUAGAUCGGCUGCUACCAGCCCCACUGGAUCGCCGCACAGUACACCACAACACCAGACCAAGCCGCAGACACUUGACCCAUUUGCCGACCUUGGGGCGCUGGGUGCAAAUCUUGCUGGUGGUUCCUCAUUUGCAAGUAAACCAACUACCCCAACUGGUAGCAGCGGAGGAUUUCCCCCUGUAGGGUCACCACAGAAGCCAUCUCCACAGCACGUAGGAGGGAAUUGGCAACCGAACUCUGGAUAUUCCUGGCAGUCACAUUCAAAAUCGCAGCAAAACGUCUUGCACUCGUCUCCGCAAAACAGACCCAACUACAACAUCAGCUUUGCUCCAAUGAACAGUGGACAAAAUGAUAGAGGGAAGAAUGCAGCCGGGUCUGAAGCGAAACCGAAGGCUUCAUCUGACAACUUUGAAGAUUUGCUCUCUAGUCAGGGAUUCAAUGCUCACAAGGAGAGGAAGGGACCAAAAACGAUCGCUGAAAUGAGGAAGGAAGAAAUGUCAAAGGAAAUGGAUCCGGAGAAACUAAAGAUCUUAGACUGGAUUGAAGGUAAAGAGCGGAACAUCCGAGCGUUGCUUUCCACCAUGCACACUGUGCUAUGGGCAGGGGAGACCAAAUGGAAAACAGUCGGCAUGGCGGAUCUGGUCACUCCAGAACAAGUUAAAAAAGUCUACCGGAAAGCUGUGCUAGUGGUUCACCCAGACAAAGCCACUGGGCAGCCCUAUGAGCAAUAUGCAAAGAUGAUUUUUAUGGAGCUGAAUGACGCCUGGUCAGAAUUUGAAAACCAAGGACAGAAAUCAUUAUAUUAAUCUCUCCUAUCUGCAUAUCUCACCCUUAUCUCCUGUGCAGUAAAACUUCCAUCCUUGAACGUGACGGACUUUCCCGGGUUUUCUUUACAAACUUCAAUAAUUUCAUUUAUUUCAUGUAUGUUAGGGCCAAUGUGGCUUUAUUGUUGACAUGGAAAAUUCCCUUUUGAGAAUGAACAUUUGCACUCUACGUGUAGCAGAAAAUACCGGCAUCUUAAGUUCCCUAUUGCUUUAUUUAUUUUGAUAUUUAUUGAUUUAUUUAUAAUGUGGAUUUCAGUUGAAAUCCUCUGGAGUUGAAACAGUUAACUUAAACACAUCUGACUGCUCUUGUUCAUCAUGUGCCUGUGUAAUUUUCUUUUCUUUGUAUUAAUUACUUUGAACACCUAUCCCCUCUUGGAACCCAUAUCUGCAAAGGAAUAUUUUACAGGGUUCUAGAGGAAGAUAUUAUGUGUUGCACUUCCUUCUUGGAGGUAGAGGAGCAAAACCUUUAUUCCCCUUGGUUGUAGAAAAACAAUGUUUUUUAAAGGGGAAUUCCACUUAAAGUCUCCAUUUCGUAUAUCAUAUAUAUGUGUCAGAAGAUGACUUCAGUGGGAGUCCAUUAGUUGAAACCUCGCUGAUUGCUUGAGAAUCCAACCCCCUUCUUUGCUUUCCAUUAUAGAACAUGAGCAACUUGUGACACAGCUCCAUUGGUUUCAAGCAUGUAGACCCUCUACGUAGUACCGUGACUCUUUAGUUUGGAUUCAGCUCAAGGAACCCCACCAAGGUCAUCUUCUAGCUCAUCUAUGUCUUCAUGACCAUUCCAAGUGGAAUUCCCUUUUAAUCUAUUGUUUUUGUUACAAUGGGACGACUUACAUUGUAGCUUCAGUAAACCAACAUGCAGGUAGUCUGAAUCCUAAACCGGGAUGUCAGUUCAAAGAGCCUUUUGUUAAAGGGGUUGUCCAGGUUCAGAGCUGAACCAGGACAUAACCCUGACUUCACCCAGGCAGCCCCUCUGAGUGGAACAUCAGAGCAUUUCACGCUCCAAUGCUUUCCCUUGCCCUGCAUUGAGUCGCGCAGGGUAAGGGCUUUUUCAGCAGAUCCAGUGAUGUAUCGGGUCUCUGUAUGAGGCUUCCUCCUAGCAAUGAGCCCGGCAACGUCACCGACACUAACGGGCGGGCAUUAGUGCUGCCCUAGCCUGUAAAACAGCCUGGGGCAGCAUUAAAGCCCACCCAUUAGUGCCAGUGACGUCAGCAGGAUCACUGCUAGGCCGAAGCCUCUGCCUAGCAGUGUAAAAACAUAAGCAAAACAGCCCUUGCCCUGUGCGAUGCAGCACAGGGCAAGGGAGAGAAUUGAAGCAUAAAAUGCUCCAAUGCUAAUAUCAGGGGGCUGCCUGUGUGACAAAAGACCUGGACAAACCUUUUAAUUGUUUUCUUCCCUCUUGGUAAAGCCUAUAUAUUGAUAUCCGAAAGCAAUGUAAAAUGCAAUAAAACAGAUCCGGUCCAUGGCAUUCCAUGACUGGAUGCAGAUUUACAGUAAUAGGCCAGGAUCUUGAGGUAUCUACAUGUUCCUUUAGUAAUUAUAGUUGUGACUAUGGGAAUUUCUUUACCAUAUAAUGUAACAAUGCUCAGCUGUCAUUCGUACAAUUCCUCUCAAUGACAGCUGCCUCUAUAAAAUGCAGAGUUGCCCAUCGGUGCUGUUAGCUUUUUGCGUCCAUUGCCAUGCUACCCUUCAAAGACAAUAUGGUUGUUAGAAUUAUUUAAUUGGCUAACAUUGUUUGCCCAAGCGCACUGACUUGAGAUUAUACUAACAUGUUAGAUUUAUGGAUAUCUAAGCUUAAAGUCUUGCAGAUAUUCUGUGGUUUAUUGACUGUUGACUGAAAAGACACCAUGCAUUGACUACGAGAAGCUUACCUAUGGUACACCCUCCUGCUCCAUGCCUACGAGAAGCUUACCUAUGGUACACCCUCCUGCUCCAUGCCUACGAGAAGCUUACCUAUGGUACACCCUCCUGCUCCAUGCCUACGAGAAGCUUACCUAUGGUACAUACACCCUCCUGCUCCAAAGACUGCAGAGAGCAUAGUAUCUUUUUGUGGUUGUUGUUGCCUGUUACCUGUAUUAGUUUACAGGGGACAGCGGAAGUGCAAAUAAUGGGGCCUAACACAAAGGUGGCUACACAUUCCUGGUAAUUUAGAAUUCUUCUCCAAUUAAUAUGUUUUGUAUGGCCUGAAGAACCUCUUUUAAAGGGGUCCUCCAGAAUAAAAAAAACAUGGCUAAGGCUACAUACACACAAACUUUUUU